CCGCAUUGAAGCAAACAUAGGGUAGGUCAGAGUAAGCGCUUCUCUGGCAUUUAAUAUUUUAUUAUUUUUAUCUCAAAAGAUACAGUAAAUUUACACGGCCAUAACAGAUAUAGAAAAAUUUAUAUUAAAAAUAGUAACAGCCGAUUUUCGGAGCUCAACAUUUUGCUUCGCUUCGCUUUGCUUCGCCUCGAAUUUUUUUAUGUGUACAGCGAAUUUUUCUGGCCUAACAAAAAUGUGAAGCAAAGCGAAGCGAAAGUUGCUUUUACGAUUUUUGAAGAGAAAAUAAUGGAGGUGAAAUUGAUUAAAGCCGUUAAAAGGCAUCCGUGCCUAUUCGAUAGAAGCUCAACAGACUUUCGUAACCAAUAUUUGAAGGAGGAAGCAUGGGUGGCAGCAGCGAUUUCAACGGGAGCCUCAGUGGAACAGUGUAAACAGCGCUGGAAGUCGCUACGCGACAGAUUUGUGCGAGAGGUGGUGUCGCAGCAAUCGAAACCGGAGUUUGCAACGAAAGAGAAGAAUGAGUGGUGCUACUUUGAGUUAUUGAGUUUUUUAACAAAGCACGUAAAUCCUAGAAAAAUGAAAUCAAAAAGACAAUCGAGCAUCGAUGAUCAGCCAAUCUCCAGUUAUUCACCUGCAACAACUCAGAGCGACUCAUGUCGAACAACCGAUUGCGAAUGGAUAGAAUUGCAACAGGACAAAGGUGAUCCAAAUGAUAGCCAAAGCAGCUUCGAGACACCUAAUUCCAAAAAAACGCCGAAACGUCGACGUUUGGGCGAAGAGGCGCACGAACCUUGCAGUCAAUCUGCUAAGCAGAAGCCCAAAAAUAAGGCAUUUUUAGUCAUGUUGGACGAACUUCUGCAAAAGAAACCAGCGCAAGUGCAGGAAAGUAAGAAUAAUACACAUGCAAGUUUCAAUCAUCUUUGUGGGACUCUUGAGGCGAUGUUCUCUGCUAAAAAGGAGUCCAAAAAUAAAGCGUUUUUAGCGAUGUUAGACGAACUUCUGCAGAAGAAACCAGAAGAAGUGCAGGAGAAGUUAAAAAUGGAAGUUUUAAACCAUGUAUUUAAUUCUUAAUACAUUUUUAAAAAUGUACUUCUGUUAGGAAUAAUUAUUUUUAGUUUAAAUAUUAGUAUAAUCGUACAU
Messenger RNA from Bactrocera tryoni, 1137 nucleotides. RefSeq lists its product as uncharacterized. Gene Ontology annotation, cellular component: nucleus; transcription regulator complex. Bases 286 to 1068 code for a protein of 260 amino acids. The transcript is spliced from 4 exons. Lineage: Eukaryota; Metazoa; Arthropoda; Insecta; Diptera; Tephritidae. The record is from RefSeq and is a predicted model, not a curated record. Gene Ontology annotation, biological process: regulation of transcription by RNA polymerase II.